GUGGAGUAGCGUUCAGCAGGAGGAAGUCAGGCAGUGUGCAGACGGCUGUUGCCUCUGGGGCUGAUCAGGAAAUCAAGGAGAAUCUCCACCAUGGACCCACUAUCAACAAGCCAGUCCUCUGAAGACCAGCCGGCAGCCCAAUCCCCGCUAACCUCCUAUCGCUGGCACAUGGGAGGUGGAGAGAAGGGGGCUGGAGGGUUUCACUGGGGCCGCCUAGCUGGCUGGGGGAGGGCACUGAGCCACCAGGAAUCCAUGGUCAGCAGCCAACCUGCCCGUCGCUCGUUGUUCCGUCGUGUCCUCUCUGCGCCCCCCAAGGAGUCAGGCACCAGCCAUCGCAGAAUAUCCAAGACCCUCUGGGGAAGGCAUAAGAGCCCACCACUGGAGCCAGAGCCAGAGCCAGAGACCUCAGAGCCUGAGCCAGAGCCGCAGCCCCCUACCCCACAGAUCCCCGAGGCUCCCACACCCAAUGUGCCUGUCUGGAACAUCGAAGCCUUCACUCUGCUAGAUGGGAGGCUGGUGAUGCUUGGGGGUGAGGAAGAGGAACAGGGUCCUCGCCAGUCCCGGGUGGGGAGUGCUAGCUCUGAGAGCAGCAGCCAGGUGGCCAUGGGGAACCUCAGGGAUCCAGACCGAAUCUCUGGAAAGACUGAACCAGAGGCUGCUGGCCCCAACCAGGUUCACAACGUUCGGGUGAGGCAUCCAGGAUUGCUCAAGCGGCUGAAAGAAAAGAAAAAGGCCAGGUCAGAGCUGGGAGCCAAUGCCUCGCGGGAUGGACCCCCCAGUGCUCUGGGCUCUCGGGAAUCUCUGGCCACACUCUCUGAACUGGACCUAGGCGCCCAACGAGAUGUGCGGGUCUGGCCACUGCACCCGAGCCUCCUAGAGGAGCCCCACUGCUUCCAGGUAACGUGGGUAGGUGGAAGCCGCUGCUUCUCCUGUCGCUCGGCUGCUGAGAGAGACCGCUGGAUCGAGGACCUUCGUCGUCACUUUCAGCCCAGUCAGGACAACAUGGAACGCGAAGAGACAUGGCUGAGCGUUUGGGUGCAUGAAGUGAAGGGACUGCCCCGGGCGGUAGCGGGGCCGCCAGGAGUGCGCGUUGAGCUGUGGCUAGACGGCGCGCUGCUGGCGCGCACCGCUCCGCGGGCUGGACCGGGCUCACUGUUCUGGGCAGAGCGCUUCCACUUCGAGGCGCUUCCGCCAGCGCAUCGUGUGUCAUUGCGGCUGCGCGGAGCGGGCCCAGGGAGCACUGCGCUGGGCCAUGCGACCCUGGCGCUAGAGGAGCUGGGCACCCCUCGUGCGCCAGCCACGGGCCUGGAGCGCUGGUUCCCGCUGCUCGGGGCACCAGCUGGCGCGGCGCUGCGGGCGCGCAUCCGGGCACGGCGCCUGCGCGUGCUGCCUUCUCAGCGCUACAAGGAACUGGCGGAGUUUCUCACUUUCCACUACGCACGUCUCUGCAGAGCACUCGAGCCGGAGUUGUCCGCGCAAGCCAAGGAGGAGUUGGCGGCUGCCAUGGUGCGCGUGAUGCGAGCCACCGGCCGGGCGCAGGCACUGGUGACAGACCUGGGAACCGCAGAACUGGCUCGCAGUGGUGGCCGUGAGGCACUGCUGUUCCGGGAAAAUACAUUGGCCACCAAGGCUAUUGAUGAGUACAUGAAGCUGGUGGCACAGGACUACCUCCAAGAGACGCUGGGGCAGGUCGUGCGGCGUCUUUGUGCCUCCACUGAGGACUGUGAGGUGGACCCCAGCAAGUGCCCAGCCUCAGAGCUGCCCCAGCACCAAGCCAGAGUGCAAAACAGAUGUGAGGAGGUCUUCAAGAACAUCAUCCACUCCUAUGAAUGGUUCCCAGCAGAGCUGGGCACUGUGUUCUCAGGCUGGAGAGAAGCAUGCAAAGCAAGAGGCUCCGAGGCACUGGGCCCCCGGCUGGUGUGUGCCUCUCUCUUCCUGCGGCUCCUGUGUCCGGCCAUCCUGGCACCCAGCCUCUUUGGCCUAGCACCAGAGCACCCGGCACCUGCCCCAGCCCGUACCCUCACAUUGAUUGCCAAGGUCAUCCAGAACCUCGCCAACCGUGCCCCGUUUGGUGAAAAGGAGGCCUACAUGGACUUUAUGAAUGGUUUUCUGGAGAAUCAUGGACCUGCCAUGCAACACUUCCUGGACCAAGUGGCCAUAGUGGAUGUGGAUGCAGCACCCAGUGGUUACCAAGGCAGCAGUGACCUAGCCCUCCAGCUGGCAGUCCUGCAUGCCCAGCUCUGUACUAUCUUUGCUGAACUUAACCAGGCAACCCGUGACAGCCUGGAGCCCCUGCCCACCAUCCUACAAGCCAUUGAGGAAGGCCGGCCUGUACCUGUGUCUGUGCCGAUGCGUCUUCCACCACCCACAGCCCAGGCCUGCUCCAGCUUUUCGGCAGGGGAGAAACCCGGUUUCCUGCCCCCUCGGGACCUCCCCAAGCAUACCCCUCUCAUCUCCAAGAGCCAGUCGCUGCGCAGCGUUCAUGGCUCAGGAAGCUGGGCCCGGCAGCGGCUAGAUGAGGACCGGCCCCCACGGCAGCCCCGGCCAGUACAGCGCACGCAGAGCGUACCAGCUGGCCGCCCCGCUCGCCGCCGCCCGUCUGCAGGACCUCGGCCGAGACCAAAAGGCUCCCUACGCACUGGCCCCGCGCUCCGCGGCCGGCCCUGGACCGGGGCCUCGGCCUCGCUGCCUCGGAAGCCGUCAGUACCCUGGCAGCGCCAGCUGGACCAGCCGCGAGACAGAGACCAAGCGCUAAGCACGCACCGACCCGCGGGCAAGCUAGCAGAGCUGCAGUGCGAGGUGGCCGCCCUGCGCGAAGAACAGAAGAUGCUGUCCCGCCUCGUGGAGUCGCUGGGCACCCACAUCCGGGCCUUGACCGAGCAGCAGCAGCAGCUUCGCGGCCAACUGGAGGACCUGGACUCCAAGAUUGGGGGAAGGACCUCGCAUUUGGAUCCAGUGCACAACCCUCCAAUCAGUGAGGCCCACAAGAUGAAAAGUCUGGAGCACCGCCUGGCUGAAAUGGAGAGUUCUCAAGCCCAGCUGAGGGAUGCCAUCCAGAGCCUGCAGCACCUUCCAAGGACACCAGGGCCCGUGCUCCUCAAAGCACCCUGCAUUAAUGGAGACACCACCUGAGUUGCCCACUCUGCCCUGCGUGGUCUGAGAGCAGAGAGAUAGCUGUUUUAGGGGCCCUGCCUCAGCCCUACAUGGCCUACAGUGGAGCACUAGGUGGCAACCAGCCUGGCACUGUGAAGUUGCCCAGUAAAAUCUUGAUUUCAGUAAAAUCGAUGGUUUCUUUGUCCCUAACUGUUGCCAAUCAGAAAGCACUACCCCAAUUCAGCUCUCCCAAGUUCUCCCCUAAUUGGAGGGCUCAUGAAGGGGGAGAUGUAAAGAGAUUCGCACUAGCUGUGUGACUUCAGGCCUUCACUCUCUCAGAGCCUCAUUGUUCUCAUCUGUAAAUUGGAUCUAAAGGUCCUUACGUAGUACACGACCUGUAGUUUAAAGUACUCAAAAAAAGGUAUUCAUCAUUUGUUAGGCCCAAUACCUACUUCUUAAUAAAGCUCAGAUCCCACCUCCACCAACCCCCAGGCCCCAAGUCAGAGCAUCUUCCAGGGCCCCUAAAUCCCAUACCAGUUCCCUCAUGGUAGGGCAAACAUGCGUUUGGGAAGCAGAUGAAGGAAGGGGCAGGUAGGUGUGGAGAUAGUUGAGCUCUAUGGGUGUUGGUUGGGUAAAUGAGUGAACAUUUGAAUUAUGGGUGAGGGGUAGGGUAGGUGGGACAUAGGUAAAUGAGUAGGUUAGCAUUUGCUAGAUGUUUGCACCGGUAGGUGAGUCGUUAAGUAGGUGGCUGGCUGGGAUAGGUAUGUCUGCCUAGAAAAGGCCCAUA
Molossus molossus (Pallas's mastiff bat) is the source of this 3880-nucleotide messenger RNA. RefSeq names its product RAS protein activator like 3 (gene RASAL3). The record is from RefSeq and is a predicted model, not a curated record. The transcript is spliced from 18 exons. Gene Ontology annotation, biological process: regulation of GTPase activity. Bases 91 to 3132 code for a protein of 1013 amino acids. Lineage: Eukaryota; Metazoa; Chordata; Mammalia; Chiroptera; Molossidae.